Molecule: messenger RNA, 3937 nt
Organism: Patella vulgata (common limpet)
Lineage: Eukaryota; Metazoa; Mollusca; Gastropoda; Patellidae
Exons: 7
Coding region: 129-1343 (404 amino acids)
Source: RefSeq, a predicted model, not a curated record
CGGAUGUGGGAUAUGAACUAUUCUAAGAUUCAAGUUUAGAUAUAAAUACAACACCCGUUAACCAUUUAAUUAAUAUUAAAUGAAAUAGUCGCAAUAAGGCAUGAUUUUGUUUAGAGUCCUGAAUCAAUAUGACGCUCUUUAACUGGUUGUUUUGGGUCUGCUAUGGUGUAAACUUAUUGAAAGUUUCUUCAGAUCAACUUUUGCUCGGAGUCUCACCAGAUGAAGUAAGAUGUAACUAUUUAGUUCUCACCUGUUUAAGUUCACCUGGUUUUAGACGAAGUGAUGUGGGGAUUAUAUCGUGGUUUAUAAAUGAUAGUUGGAUUGGGAAUACUAAAUUAAGAAGUACCUGUAUUACAAAGUAUAAGAUACCAAAUAGUUAUGAAUGUAAAUCUAAACAACAUGCAAUAGUUAUUAAAUCUGUAGAGAAAGAAAUUGGUACAGAAUGGAAAUGUCAAGAAUUUGCAGACAGUGGUAGUUUUGCAACGUUAAGAAUUACAUCUGAAUCAGUUAAAACUGCUAAUCAAGCAAUUGAACCCGUAUCUAACUCUCAGAUUAUUACUGUAAAUUCUGUUGAACCAGUACAACUAGCCUCGGAAUUUCGGCUAUACGGCCAUUACAAUAACAUUACCUGUUUCAGACGGUUAUUUUCCUCAAUGACAACAGAAAGACAUGCCGGUAGUACAUAUAAUAUUACAGAUAAAGUUCUAACAGUUACACAUGAUAUAGUUGAGGUAACAGAAAAAGAUGGUGGGUUCUACUAUUGUAAAGUUUGUAGUAAAUGUAUCUGUCGUACCUCUCAACAAAUUGGAUUGAUAGUUAAACCAUUUAUUGACACAGAAACAACCAGUACCAGCAGCUCUUCGCCAAUUGUUGCAGAAGAGUCGUCUUAUGAUUCUAUGGGACCCAGCACCACUGUUAUAGUUGGCACCACUACUUCGUCCCAAAAUGUUUCAGAAGAAUCUUUUAAUCUUGGACCCAGCACCACUGUUAUAGUUGGCACCACUACUUCGUCCCAAAAUGUUUCAGAAGAAUCUUUUAAUCUUGGACUCCUCACCACAGUUAUAGUUGGUGUUGCUUGUGGUGGAACCGCUGCCUUGAUAGUACAUAUAAUCAUACUAAUUGUGGUUCUGGUAGUCAGACAGAUCCGAAGACGUAACCAGGAGAGAACAAUGACGGGAACGGUAGACAGUAGAAAUCCACCAACAGGAAGCUCACGCCCGACUGUAUAUCAAGCCGCCAGUGAUAACCAACAAAUACCAGCUGAAGGUCAUUAUGAUGAUUUAGUAAACACAGAUUCUGUUGAAUAUGAAGAAAUACAAUUAUAUGAGAAUACAAAACCAUAAAUUCAUGUAUUGUAAAUAGGUAGACAUAUGUACUGUAGAUGUUUGCAAGUGUUCAAAUAAAUGUUGCCUUUAAGAUGCAUAAUAUAAGAGCUAAAUCUGCAUAUUGCCGAUUUUUAUUUUUGCUUCGGUUGUUAUAUAAAUUAUUAUUUUGACAUUUGCUUACUUGACAAGCUAUAAUGAAUUCUAGAGACCAUCGGAUGGUGGAGAUAUAAACGGAUUAAAACAAGAUCGCCAUUUAAUGAUUUAAUUUAAAAAUGAUGAUUCAAGGCUAAGUCUCGAAAAACAAGUACUGUUGUUACAAUAAUAAACAAUCUUGUCAAACCUUCAAACAGUGAUAACUUCGGUCAGAAUAAAGUACUUUUCAUCGGCGAAAAAGUCGGUCUAAUGCAAAUGUAAAGGGGCCGUUUUCAUGUAACUAACGAAAACGGGCUUUAGAACUAAUAGCAUGGCUAUUAAAACAAGCCGUCUUUCAUGUCCUGCAAAAAAUGGUUUGAACCGGAUAUCAGAUUUUGGAGUAGACAAACCGCUCCUAAUAUCCCAAAAGAAUACAAAAUAGAGAGAGAUUUGCCAAAGGAAGUGGCCCUACACAUUCUAGAGAUCUAUCUGUGUCAUAGUGGUACUGCUAAAGCUCUCUUUUAACUAUGUGAACGAUGACUGACCUUUAAGUUCAAGUGCAGGAAAGGUCUACUUGUGAAAUCACAUCACAACACGUGCUAUGUUUACAUUAAACGUAUUAACACAAACUGAUCCGGGCAGAAUUGGCGCUUUUCACUCACUUUACGCCUUCGCGCACUAUUUUAUGUACCCAUUUAUGCUACGUAGGAAAUAUUUUUUUAUCCAGAUAGGGGAUAUGAUAUGUUAUAUUUUGUUCUAAUCUCCUAAUCAGUCGUUUACAACAGCUUUUGUUUUAAGGCGGAUAAUUUAAUUUAUUGACAAUUAAAACUAGUACCGAGAAUUAAUAAUAAAUUUUGAAACAAUGUAAAUUAUAUAUAGAAACAUAUAAUAAAAUUAUUAUUAUUAAAGGCUCAAUUCCACUCUUGUUGUAACUGAAUAAUAUGUCCCAAUCUUUAUUCUGGUCAACAAAUUGUACUAUUUUACAAUAUUCCAAUUAAUUGGUGAUACAAAUUUCAUCUUAACACACCUAAUUUAAAAAAUUGGAAAAAUUCAACUAAAUGAUUUGAAAAGCCUAAAGUAAACCUUUUCAAAUGUGACUUGGAUUUAAAAAUAUUUUCGAACCCUCUGGACAAGUAAAAUAGGAUUUAAUGAAUAAUUUACACAACAGGUAGGACACUAACACAUCUAGUACUUAGAAUAAGGCUAUUAUUUAUUUUCUGGAGCUGUCAAGCUAGCAAGAGUGUUAUUGUUCCUUUAAGUCUAUAUAUUAACUAAUUUCGGGUUUAUUUUUCAAGAUGUUGUAUCCGUCUACUGCGUUGUAUAUUAUUUCAGUUUUCGCUUCUAUGUAUGAAAUACAAUUCUAGUAUUUUGACCAGUGUCUUUAAUCUUACAGAAAUGAAAUAAAAUGAAAUGGGGUUUAACGUCCUACUGUUCUGCUCCUAAACUGGGCUAAUUUUAAUCUUACAUGGAAAAUAUACAUUAAUGAAAUAAGUAAAUAAACAAUAUUUAAUCAUUUUUCAUUUUUUAAAUUGUCAUGUGUAAUUCUACCCAAGUGUUUAAUUAUACUGGUGAUAUUUAUGUAAUAUUAUAGACUAAUAUUUCACGCAGCUUCUGCCAUAUUAUCGAAUGAAGAUGUGUAUUUGUUUUUAUUUGUAGAAUUACAAAAACUCACACAGUAAUGGGUUAGACAAUUUCAUUUUAUAUAAGCGAUUGUUUAGGUUAAUUAUAUGUAGAAUCUAAAAUGAAAUAUUACCAUUUUUUUAAUCUUUAGUUAUUCUUCGAAUCAGUGCAAAAAUGUGUUUAACGUAGUCCUCUUUUAUAUUAAUAUUAUAAUUUUGUUAUCGUUUGACAAUAGCUGGCGGUUUUGUGUAGUUAUUUUGUGUUUUAUAAAUACUUUUGAGGUUAUAUCUGAUAUAUAACAAAUGGUUUCGUUAUAUAAUAUUUAUAUAAAGUUAUCUAGCUUUUUUUUAAAUUAAUUUUUACAAAUUUUAGUAUUCCAAAUAUAUUUCGUUUCCGUUUUCUUGAUUGUCUCCUUUAAUUUUUUAAUGCUAAAUAAAAAUCGAUUAAUCUCCAUGUACUUUAUAUUAUUAAUAAUACGAUCGUUAUCAUAUUUGGAGUGACAGAUGUCGGCGAUAUCCCCAAAAAUAAAAUAUUACCGUUAAUUAAUAUAUUCUUAAUGGAGGACCUAACUGUAAUUCUUAAAUUAGAUAAUCAUAUACAUUACCUCUAUGAACGGUCGUUUAUAGCAUUAGAGAUUUUUUGGUAAGUCGAUAUGGUGUACUUUAACUGGAAAACAAACUAUGUAUUUUAGUGAUCAUGUAUAAACUCAGUGCUUAAACGAAUAUUGUACACAUACCCGCCACACCCCAUCCCAAUAAAUAUUAUCUCCCAAAUAUCUAUAUGUGAUUACCGUGAUUUUUAUGAAGUAAUUCAAUGAUGUGUAAAUGAUACUUGUAGAUUAUAUUAUUGUAGUUGGGUAU